AUGAUCAUUCUUUUUAGCAUCCAACCCCUUGUUUUUUUAUUAAUAUAUAAAUACAACAACAUUUCAAGUAUUCCUACCAUUAGUUGUAUUCUGUUUUUUUUUCUAAUUGAAUAUUUGGAUUUUCAGCAGGGUGCCACCAGUGAUCGUGACAUCCUCCGGGGUAUGUUAUACAUUUCAAGACGAGCUAGAUGCAAUUAUAAAUCCUUGACGUUAGCUUGCUGCCGGUGUGGACUAUUUUGGGUAGCUUACCAUAGGAAUCAUGUCAUAUUUGGAAGAUCAUUAUCAUUCAUUGACAUAGUCUUUACAAGCCUCACAACUGAAAACAACCACUAUAUGUUUAUGACUACGCCAACGGAAGGAAACCCAUUAAGUGAAGAACAUCAAUCAGCUUCAAGCAACAGUAAGAGACAUCAAGGAUUACAAACCUGGUUCAAAAACUAA
Messenger RNA from Candida tropicalis MYA-3404, 441 nucleotides. RefSeq lists its product as uncharacterized. The transcript has a single exon. Lineage: Eukaryota; Fungi; Ascomycota; Pichiomycetes; Serinales; Debaryomycetaceae. The coding region runs from base 1 to 441 and encodes 146 amino acids. The record is from RefSeq and is a predicted model, not a curated record.